This is a messenger RNA of Symbiodinium sp. CCMP2456, 1227 nucleotides long. The record is from the annotation of a GenBank genome assembly. NCBI's taxonomy places the organism in Eukaryota, Dinophyceae, Suessiales, Symbiodiniaceae.
AUGGCGCUUGUUACGCUCGGGCAGAAUCUGCAGGGCCCGGCAUCCCUGAUCGUGCAGUUCCUAGGGGCUGUGCCGGCUGCUGCUGUGGCUGCCACUGUCACUGCGACGUGGCGACUCAGAAGUACAUCUGUUGAAGCAGAUGCUGUGCUGCAGGAUAUGUUGACACCCAUGCUGAAGAGGAUACAAGGCUUGCUGGAUGACUUGCGACGCGCUUCGGAAGCCAUCAAGCAAGGCUCCAGAGUCUCGGAAAUUCGGUAUGGUGCAGGCAGAUGCGCUCGAGCUGCACGCAGUGUCCUGGACCUUCUACACGCACGUUUUGGACAAGCAGUUGGACCGGCCUUGGAGUUUUGGAGCGGUCUUGGCCCUCACAAGGCAUUUGCUAAGGUGCAGUCUAUCCUGGACCGAUCUUCGGCAGAUGACUCCCCGAUAAGCAUCCAGAUCAGAGUCCAGCACCUGUUGAGUCUGGCACAUGCCAUCCAGCACGCCGACGAUCGACAGCUCCGCCUCAUGCUCAAGUUGCAGAGCCAGGAGCAUUUGAAGACGGUCGUGAUUCGCGAGGAGCUGCGCAAAGCAGCAGCAGACGAAAAGGCAGCCGAGCGGAGGCGCAAAAUCGAGGACCGCAACGACAAGAAGGUCGCAGGGCUGGUGAAGAAGCUUCUCACCAUACGGAAGAGACAGGCUUUGGAAGAGGGGCAGCGAAUGGCAGCUCAGAAGAUUGCUGCCAAGGAAUCCAAACGGCUUGCAGAAGCUGAAGCUCAGCAAGCAAAGGAAGAGGCAGCGCAAGCACUGAAGAGGGAGCAGAACAGGAAAAGAAAGGAGUGGAAGCAGAAGGAGAAGCAAAGGAAAAGAGACGCCAAGAUGCAGAAGCCCCAUAUUGAACCUCAAGAGACGAGUCCGGCAACAUCGACUGCCUCUCCCACGAGAGCCUGGAAGCUCAAAGCGUCUCCGGCUUCGAAGCCGACGGUGACUCCCGGUGCUCCCGCACAGCUCGAGCCAAUGGCAGAUCACACAGAGACGCUCCAAGAGCCAAUGUUGAGCCGCAGUGAGAGGGAUCACUGGGAUCACUUUGUCCACAAGCUGCGUGUUCGAAUGAGUCGCCUGGACUGCAUGACAGCAGCAGAGCUUUGUCGUCAGUUGGAAGAGGUGCGGAUGUCUAGCCCGAACAUCUCGCAAGCUUUGUUGCGGUGCAACCUACCGAGAAGGACAAGAUCCUCACCGAUGCCAUAG